CUAUCAUAAUCUUUCCUAAACUUAAAAGUUGUUUUCCUUUGUCACGAAAUCGUGAAUUAACGGCUGUUUUUCUCCUAAAAUUAAUUCUACAGUCAUGCAAAAUCGCUUCUUAUUAUGACACAUUGUGCUUCAGUCCAAUUUUCUCUCUUUUGUUCCGUUUCAUUUCACCUAGAAUACGGACUAAUUUAAACUGUUUUUUUGAGUGAAAUACGCCGUCCGCGAACUAUAGUACGUCAUUUAACGUUGACCAUUCAAUAGUGACCAGAAAGAAGAUAAUAAAGGUAUUAUUAUAUAGCAAAGAAUCUAAUAAGCGACAGAUAUUUAAAUACAAGUUUCUCCCGGAGAAUUCGUAUACAUAAAAAGAACAAAACUGAAUCAUGGAUAUCAAUGGAUUAGUAGUAAAUGAAAAAGAGUUAAUUGACAAGUUACGUGAAAGAGUAUCUGAUCUUGAUAUUGGACCUGAGUUUCACUAUGAUGAUACAUAUUAUAAGAAAUGGUUGAAAGCUAGAUGCUUUGAUCUCGAAAGAGCGGAAGAAAUGCUAAGAAAGCAUAUUAAGUUCGUCAGAGGAAAUGGCUUAGAUAAGAUUGAGGAAAACUUUACACCUAAAGAGGUUACAAAGUACUUCCAUACUGCUAAACUUGGGUAUGAUAGAGAUGGAUUUGUUGUGAGGAUUUUUAACCUUGGAGCUUCUGAUUUGAGAGGACUGGUUCUAUCACUUCCUAAAAUCGAUUUAUACCGUUACAUAACGAAUCUUAUUUUAUCUGACAUUCGGGAACAAGAGCAAGAUUAUCCUGAAAGAAAAUCACAUUUAGAGCAACACGUAUACAUAUUGGACUUCAACGGUUUGAGUUGGUCUACUAUAGUUGACAGAGGAGUUGUACAGCAUACAUACUUCAUACUGAAAAAGUAUGAAGCUAACUAUCCUGAGAAUAUGAAAGCUGUAUACAUUGUGAAUACUCCAUCAUUUUUUAACUUUAUUUGGAGCUGGUCUAAAUCUGUAUUGCCUGAAACAAUAACGUCAAAGGUGGAAAUCUUACCUUCAGAGGAUGCGCCAUCAAUUAUUACAAGAAAUAUCGAUUCUAAUAUACUGCCUGUAUCAAUUGGAGGAACUAAAGUUGAUGAAGAUGGAAAUCCUGAGUGUGCAUCCAUGUACCUAAUGCCUCUAAAUGAACCAGUCCCUGAAAGUCUAAUGUUAUAUCAACAACUUGGCGUACUUGAAAAUGAUCCUGCCGCUACGCGAAUCGUCGUGGAAUGUGGAUGUGCUUCUAGAAUAGAACUUAUGGUUAAAGAACCUAAAACUGUUAUUCAGUGGGAUUUUCAGACAAUAGAUUAUGAUAUACGAUUUGGCCUGAGUUUGAAAGAAGACGAAGCAGAAGAAUCAACUGAAAUAAUAACUCCUCACAGAGUCGAGUGUCAUAUGUAUCCAGAAACGGGAACUUUCAAGUGUCUCAAUGCAGGACUAUAUGAACUGGUGUUUGAUAAUACUUACAGUUGGGUGACAAAUAAAGAAAUCAUUUAUAAAACUAAAAUCAUACCUCCAAGUGAAAUAUCAAACAACUAAAAUGUGAAAUUAUUGUUCUUCUAUACAUGAAUAAAUAUUUCCGUUUAACAAAUAA
Parasteatoda tepidariorum (common house spider) is the source of this 1617-nucleotide messenger RNA. RefSeq names its product SEC14-like protein 4. Lineage: Eukaryota; Metazoa; Arthropoda; Arachnida; Araneae; Theridiidae. Gene Ontology annotation, cellular component: cytoplasm. The record is from RefSeq and is a predicted model, not a curated record.